This is a messenger RNA of Prinia subflava (tawny-flanked prinia), 6252 nucleotides long. RefSeq lists its product as uncharacterized. The transcript is spliced from 2 exons. The coding region runs from base 904 to 2064 and encodes 386 amino acids. Lineage: Eukaryota; Metazoa; Chordata; Aves; Passeriformes; Cisticolidae. The record is from RefSeq and is a predicted model, not a curated record.
GUGUCAGGUCGUAUCUCUGACUUUGUCAAGGUUUUCUAGGACUUUUGUUUGUUUGCUUGUUUGUUUUUUGUACUACUGCAUUUGUAUUUUUUUUAUAUUCCUAGUAAAGAACUGUUAUUCCUAGUCCCAUAUUUUUGCCUGAAAGCUCCUAAUUGCAAAAUUGUAAUAAUUUGGAGGGAGGGUUUUUUUACAUUCUCGAUUCCAAGGGAAACUCCAGUUUUCCCUGACAGAUACCUGUCUUUCCAAACCAAGACAGAAUUUGGUGCCUAACGUGAGGCCUGAGGGCACUGAGGGAAAGGAAUAACAGUUUUGGGGUGCUUAGGUUUUUGUGUACUAGAUAUAGAGGCCUUGUUGGACAGCAUCGUGUGGUCUAGCUUACCUUGGUUUGGGUGACAUGUAGUUGUGGCUGUGUUCCUGCCAUUUGCAGGCCCUUAUCUAAACAUGGGACCUAUAACUAAGGCUACUGUGGCUGUUAUCCAGUUUAUUUUAUGGGUUAACAAGGUGAGGAAUUCAUGGAUUUUUAACUUCCUCUGGAAGGCAGGCACAUGGAUUCAGAGCUAUCACACCCCAACUGUGUGGUUUUGUGGUUACUUUUAACAAUGGUACCUACUGUAAGGAAAUGACACCGGGAGAAAUUUUUUCCCAACCCUUCACUCAGCUGUUUGGGUCUACUCCACCAGUUUUUGAAGGGUUUAAAUCUUCUCUAAAUGCUAAUGAUAUCAUACAAUGGCUGGUGUUGCUGGUAUGCCUGUUCUGUUUAGCAUUCAGAGAUAGGGGAGAUUGGCCUGGAUAACCACCCUGAUACCUACCCCAGAGAAUAAGGACACUGCCCCAGAGCCUGACCCUGCCCCACAGCCUACCUCGGAGAUAAACCAUGCGGACUGGGUGAACAAGAUACGUGAGAUGGGCCAGAUGCUGAGGGAGUACAUUUCCUCUGUGGUAGCCCCAUUAGCCCCAGCUGAUGGGAAACCCUCCCCCUGCCCUGACAAAGGAGACUCUGAUGGUGCAGCAGUGGAACCCACAGACGUUACAACUGUCCAGGUUCCAGAUGAACCACAGGGGCAGUCACAGCCAGCAGCAGUCGCCCCUGUGGAAACAAAGAAGUCUAAGGUGAAAUCGGCAAACCCAGGUAAUAAGGAUAAGAAAGGAGGGCCCUCACAACCUGCUGGGAAGCCUCAGGUUGGGAUCAUCACUGAGUCCAUGUCGUAUGAAAGUCUCCGUAAUCUGCAAAAAGAUAUUGCACGACGGGGAUGUGAGGCCUAUACAGCCUGGUCACUUUGGGUCUGGGACCUUAUGGGUACAGGUAUGCAACUGGAUGGUGGUGAGGCAAGGAAUUUGGGGCCCUUGACCCAAGACUCAGGUGUGAAUCAGGUAUUUGUAAGGGAGCAAGGACCCCUUUACCUUUGGGAGCGGCUUUUGAUGAGUGUAAGGGAGAGGUUUGUCCACAGAGAAAGAAUGCAGGAAUACCACCAUAGAAUGUGCUGGAAGACUCUUGAGGAAGGGAUCCAACAGCUGAGGGAAGUGGCGGUAUUGGAGGCACUUUUUGGGAGGAGCGGACAGCAGGAUAAUGACCCCGACAAGGUUAGGUGCACAGGGCAAAUGUUGUGGUAUCUGGCAACUCUAGGGCCAUCUCAAUAUGCCACCUUCAUUGGAACAAUUAUUGCUGAGGAGAACCGAGAGACAGUGGGUUCUGUAGCCACCAAGCUCAGAAAUUAUGAGAGCAUGAUCAGUGGUCCGAUGCAGGCUCAGGUCUCUGGCGUGGUUACAGAACUUAAGGAGGAGAUGAGGGAGAUGAGGGAGGAGAUGAGGAGGAACAGUCCCCACGUGGGACCGGUGCAAGUUACAGGCCCCAAAAUCACAGCCCAACGUCCCCCAGCUAGAGAGAGAGGGUACACCCCACGAGCUGACCUGUGUCUUUUUCUUCGUGACCAUGGGGAAGACAUGGGAGUGUGGCAUGGGAAACCCACUUCUGUCCUGGCAGCACGGGUGCGUGAGCUUCAGGAAAGAAACACUAACCGAGGGGGUUCCACUAGAAUGAAGGUAGCCUCAGCCUCCCAUGAAUAAGCCACCAGCUAUUACAGAAGUGAGGAUGCUGUGUCAGAUCCCCUUGAAGGAAGCUCUACUAUGUAUGCACAAGAAGAGAGUAGUAACCGGUGCUAGAGGGGCCCUGCCUCUAGCCAGGAAGAGGCACGGGAAAACCGAGUCUUUUGGACUGUGUGGAUCUGAUGGCCUGGCACAUCAGAGCCACAGAAAUAUGAAGCUUUGGUUGAUACUGGUGCGCAGUGUACCCUAAUGCCAUCCGGACAUGUGGGGACAGAACCUAUUUCCAUUGCCGGGGUGACGGGGGGAUCACAAGAAUUGACUCUGUUGGAAGCCGGGGUGAGCCUGACUGGGAAGGAGUGACAGAAACAUCCAAUUGCGACUGGCCCAAAGGCUCCAUGUGUUUUGGGCAUAGACUUUCUCAGGAAUGGCUACUACAAAGACCCUAAGGGAUUCAAGUGGGCUUUUGGGAUAGCUGCCAUGGAGGCAGAGUGCUACAUUCCCCUGGGGAAUGGUUUCUCCCCCCUCAGGGACCCCUAGAGCUUGUAACCAUGUAGUUUAACCCUUCCUCCACUUUGUGACCCUCUUGGCUGUGUCCAAUUACCCCUCCCUGGGAGAAGCCCAGAAAAGACCCUCUCCUUCGGCACUCGUCCUCUUUCCGCUCCGGUCACCACCUGGAAUAAACGUUUUGAACUACAGCUGGGGGUCAGAGGCUCUUUUGGAAUCUUUUGUCCUGUCCCUAUGAUAUUCCUCCAAAGCCCUCUAAGGACUGAGCUGGCCUUGGAACAUUGGAAGGGCUACAGCGGGAUUUAUUUCAGCAGAGGGCAUUAAGAAAUUGAACACCUUGCCUGGACUGUCAGAGAACCCAUCUGCAGUAGGACUCCUGAAGGUAGAAGAGCAACAAGUACCUGUUGCCACCUCGAUGGUGCACCGCCAGCAGUAUCGGACGAAUCCAGAUGCCGUAAUCCCCAUCCACAAGAUGAUCCAAGAGCUGGAGAGCCAAGGAGUGGUCGGCAAAACCCACUCACCCUUCAACAGCCCUAUUUGGCCUGUGCACCAGUCUGAUGGAGAAUGGAGACUGACUGUGGACUAUCGUGCCUUGAAUGAAGUGACUCCACCGCUGAGCACUGCUGUGCCGGACAUGCUGGAACUCCAGUAUGAGCUGGAGUCUAAGGCAGCGAAGUGGUACGUCACAACUGACAUCGCUAAUGCAUUUUUCUCUAUUGCUCUAGCUGCAGAAUGCAGGCCUCAGUUCGCUUUCACCUGGAUGGGCGUGCAGUACACCUGGAACCGACUGCCCUUGACUGAUCCAGGCUGCACUGGAAAAGGGUGAGGCCCCUGAACAUCUACAGUACAUUGAUGACAUCAUUGUGUGGGGGAACACGGCAAGGGAAGUGUUUGACAAAGGAGACAAGAUCAUCCAGAUUCUCCUGGAAGCUGGUUUUGCCAUCAAGAAGAGCAAAGUCAAGGGACCUGCCAAGGAGAUCCAGUUCCUGUGAAUAAAGUGGCAAGAUGGGCGACAUCAGAUUCCCACUGAGGUCAUCAAUAAGAUCACUGCGAUGUCUCCACCGACCAGCAAGAAGGAAACACAAGCUUUCCUAGGUGCCAUAGGCUUUUGGAGAAUGCACAUUCCUGAGUACAGCCAGAUUGUGUGCCCUCUACCUGGUUACCCGCAAGAAGAACGAUUUCCACUGGGGCCCUGCACAGCAGCAAGCCUUUGCCCAAAUCAAUCAGGAGAUCACUCAUGCAGUAGCCCUUAGCCCAGUCAGGACAGGACCAGAGGUGAAGAACAUGCUCUACUCUGCAGCCGGGAACCACAGUCUGUCCUGGAGCCCUUGGCAGAAGGUGGCUGGUGAGACUCGAGGCCAGCCACUGGGAUUCUGGAGCCGAAGUUACAGAGGGUCUGAAGCCAACUACACUCCAACAGAGAAGGAAAUCUUGACUGCCUAUGAAGGAGUUCAAGCCACCUUGGAGGUGAUUGGCACAGAAGGACAACUCCUGGCAACCUGACUACCGGUGCUGAGGUGGGUGUUCAAAGGAAAGGUUCCCUCUACCCACCACGCCACAGACGCCACAUGGAGCAAGUGGAUUGCCCUCAUCACUCAGCGCGCCCGUACUGGAAACCCGAAUCGCCCUGGGAUUUUGGAAGUAAUUACCAACUGGCUGGAAGGUGAAAACUUUGAUCUCACCGAUGAAGAGGAACAAGAGCAAGUGACACGUGCCGAAGAAACUCCACCAUAUAAUCAGCUGCCAACAGAAGAAACACGCUAUGCUCUUUUCACUGAUGGUUCCUGUCGCAUCGUAGGGGUGAACUGGAAGUGGAAAGCAGCCGUAUGGAACCCCACACGACAGGUUGCACAAGCCACUGAAGGAGAAAGUGGAUCAAGUCAACUUGUGGAACUCAAGGCUAUUCAGCUGGGCCUGGACAUUGCUGAAAGAGAGAAGUAGCCAAAGCUCUACCUCUACACUGAUUCAUGGAUGGUAGCCAAUGCUCUGUGGGGUUGGCUAGAAAGGUGGAAAAAGGCCAACUGGAAGCAUAGAAGAAAACCAAUCUGGGCUGCUGAUGAGGGGAAAGACAUUGCCACUUGGGUAGAGAAGCUGCCUGUAAAAGUCUGCCAUGUAGAUGCCCAUGUCCCCAAGAGUUGGGCUAAUGAGGAGCACCAAAACAACGAGCAAGUAGAUCAAGCUGUGAAGAUAGAAGUGUCAAAGAUAGACCUAGAUUGGCAACAUAAGGGAGAGUUGUUCCUAGCUCGAUGGGCCCAUGAUGCCUCAGGUCAUCAGGGCAUAGAUGCCACCGAUAAGGGGGCAUGAGACCGAGGGGUGGAUCUAACCAUGGACAGCAUUUCUCAAGUUAUCCAUGACUGUGAGAUGUGUGCUGCAAUCAAGCAGGCCAAGCAAGUGAAGCCCCUAUGGUAUGGUGGGCGGUGGUCCAAAUAUAGGUAUGGGGAAGCCUGGCAAAUUGACUACAUCACCCUUCCCCAAACCUGCCAAGGCAAGCGCUACGUACUGACCAUGGUGGAAGCCACCACUGGAUGGCUGGACACCUACCCUGUGCCUCAUGCUACUGCCUGGAACACCACCCUGGGCCUGGAAAAGCAAGUCCUGUGGAGACAUGACACCCCUGAGAGAAUCAAGUCAGUUAAUGGGACCCAUUUCAAGAACAGCCUUAUAAACACCUGGGCCAGAGAACAUGACAUUGAAUGGAUAUAUCACAUCCCUUAUCAUGCACCAGCUGCUGGAAAAGUUGAACGAUGCAAUGGACUGCUUAAGACUACCCUGAAGGCACUUGGCAGAGGGACCUUCAAAAAUUGGGAAGUGAACUUAGCAAAAGCCACCUGGAUGGUCAACACCCGAGGCUCCAUCAGUUGAGCUGGUCCGGCCCAGUCUGAACCCUUGCACAUGGUGGAUGGAGUUGGGAGAUAUUGUUCUUCUCUUCCACUCAUCUUCCUCCGAGGGACAUCACCUGUGAAUGGGCCAUUUAAGGCCUCUCACAUGAUUGACAACAUUACUUCAGUCCAUUGUGAGAUGCCCCACUCAGUAGGAGAAGCCAAAGCCUUUCCACCACCAUAAAACCUGCAAUCCCAAACACUAAUGCAGCCGGUUUUCCACUGAAUCCUUGGAGGAAGACUGGACCCAUCUCACCAGCACUAGACCCUUUUUUUUUUCUACAGGAUCAUCUCCACAGAACAUCUUUUACUCGGGGAGGCUCAUUUUGGCUGCUUCCAACACCCUGACCACAGGGUGUCAGGUCGUAUCUCUGACUUUGUCAAGGUUUUCUAGGACUUUUGUUUGUUUGCUUGUUUGUUUUUUGUACUACUGCAUUUGUAUUUUUUUUAUAUUCCUAGUAAAGAACUGUUAUUCCUAGUCCCAUAUUUUUGCCUGAAAGCUCCUAAUUGCAAAAUUGUAAUAAUUUGGAGGGAGGGUUUUUUUACAUUCUCGAUUCCAAGGGAAACUCCAGUUUUCCCUGAGAGAUACCUGUCUUUCCAAACCAAGACACAUGUGAACUUGGAAAGCACCAUGCUAAGAAAAAUAGCAAGACAAGCCAUGACAAGGGCACAGCAGCAGGGGUUGGCGUGUGUGCCUCAUCCCUUCAUUUAGUUAGUGACUGAUGCCAAAUGUGGACCUGUGACAUUGCUCCAGAUAGUGGUCAGGAGCUUCUCAUCUGCUUUGUAGCCCAGUCUGUUCCAUGACAGCUCUUGUCCAUUGCAUCCC